AUGUCAGCAGAUAUACCAUUAAAUAUUAAUAUCAAGGAGCCCCGAUGGGAUCAAAGCACUUUUGUUGGACGAGCCAAUCACUUCUUUACUGUAACAGACCCCCGGAAUAUUUUGUUAUCUGAUGCCCAGCUAGAAAACGCAAGAAAAAUUGUACAUGAUUACAGACAAGGUAUUGUGCCACCUGGCUUGACAGCAGAUGACUUGUGGAGAGCAAAAUAUAUCUAUGAUUCAGCCUUCCACCCAGACACUGGUGAAAAGAUGGUCUUGAUUGGCCGAAUGUCAGCUCAGGUACCCAUGAACAUGACUAUCACAGGUUGUAUGAUGACCUUUUAUAGAACGACACCAGCAGUGGUUUUCUGGCAGUGGAUUAACCAGUCCUUCAAUGCCAUAGUGAAUUACACAAACAGGAGCGGUGAUGCCCCAAUUACUGUCAGCCAGCUGGGAACUGCCUAUGCUUCUGCUACCACAGGUGCUGUAGCAACAGCUUUAGGACUUAACGCACUGACAAAGCAUGUCUCACCUCUCAUAGGACGGUUUGUUCCUUUUGCUGCCGUUGCUGCUGCUAAUUGCAUUAAUAUUCCACUAAUGAGACAAAGGGAACUCAAGUUUGGAAUCCCAGUCACAGAUGAGAAUGGAAACAGAUUGGGUGAAUCAACAAAAGCAGCUCAGCAGGCAAUUACCCAGGUGGUUAUAUCAAGGAUUCUUAUGGCUUCUCCUGGCAUGGCAAUUCCUCCCUUCAUAAUGAAUACAUUGGAAAAGAGAGCCUUUUUAAAGAGAUUCCCUUGGAUGAGUGCUCCCAUUCAAGUUGGAUUAGUUGGAUUCUGUCUUGUGUUUGCCACACCCCUUUGUUGUGCACUGUUUCCCCAAAAAAGUUCUAUGUCUGUAACAAGCUUGGAGCUGGAAUUGCAAGCCAAGAUCCGAGAGAACAACCCUGAACUAGAACGUGUAUACUUUAAUAAAGGAUUGUAA
Molecule: messenger RNA, 969 nt
Organism: Indicator indicator
Lineage: Eukaryota; Metazoa; Chordata; Aves; Piciformes; Indicatoridae
Gene: SFXN1
Product: sideroflexin 1
Exons: 10
Coding region: 1-969 (322 amino acids)
Biological process (GO): serine import into mitochondrion; monoatomic ion transport
Cellular component (GO): mitochondrial inner membrane
Molecular function (GO): monoatomic ion transmembrane transporter activity
Source: RefSeq, a predicted model, not a curated record